GCAGGUCUUAGAAUGUGUGCGCGUGCAUUAGAGGGCGCGCGCGCUCUGUGAAUUUCAUCUCUUUGAUGUCGGUCCCGGACCUGCGCGUUUGAGGAACAACAACUUCACAACUUGUUUAAGAAAAAAAAAAGGUCACAGUUCUCCGCAUUCUAUUAGGGACGUGGACACGAACAAGAGAACAGUUUAGCGCAACAUGGACGAUUUGGACGCAUUGCUGGCGGACCUGGAGUCAUCUACUGCUAAUAUCUCAAAGUGUCCAGUGUUUCUCCCAGACGAAACGCCCUACUCUUUUCCCAGUAGCGGGAGCCUGCACCAGGAUGACCCUCCUCCUGUGCCCCCUCCUCCAUCUUCAGAUGCUUUGAAUGGGACUCUCCAAAAACAGGACUCUCACCACUCCUCACAACAGUCUCUUGGCUUAGCACAAAAAAGUAGAUUGUCUCAAGACGGCAAUAGUCCACCACUACCUCAUACAGAAGAGGACCACGUCUACAGUUUCCCCAACAAACAAAAGACACCAUCAGACUCUUCUGCCACAGCAAUGAGCUCUGCACUGGGCAGCAACUUGUCUGAGCUGGAUCGCCUGCUACUGGAACUCAAUGCUGUUCAGCAGAACACACCAUCCUACACCAGCACAGAAGAUGCAGCUCCCCCACUUCCUCCUUCCAGUUCUGCACAUUAUAUCCAGGAAAAUGGAGCACACUCAGGUAUUACCCCUGCUGUGACAGACAAAGCUCUUGGUAAUGGGAACAGAGGGCCAGAAGAAGGACGUCCCACUGUGGAGAGCCUACUGAAUGAACUGGAAUGCUCUAUACCUGCCCCAAUGCCUGCAUCUGGACUUCAUUCAGAGGGGCACUUGGAUGUACCCUCUGAGCAACAGGGUCGAUUGUCGGCCACGUCUGCGACUCGAGAGCUGGAUGAACUCAUGGCCUGCUUAUCUGAUUUCAAGGUGCAAAGCAAUCCAAGCUGUAUGGCCUCCCUAAACUCUGAGACAUUAUUUGAUCAGUCAAUCAGCUUCUCUGCCAUUGCUGAAAUUCAUUCUCCUCCUUCAGCACCAAGUUUUCCUUCUAAGCCAAACUGCUAUAACCCACUGCCCUCCCCUCCCAUCCCCUCAGAGCUACACAUAGUGGAAGAUUCUAAUGAAACUGUCCUGCAGACCAGUGCACUAAAAUCUGCCCCUUCAGCCCUGUACUCUACUACUUCAGUCCUUUCCAAUUCUCCAUGCCCCACUUCAAAUCCACAUCCAGACCCAGGUAUCAGUGAUUCUGUCUCCAUGCUGAGCACUGAGCUGGAGUCACAUAUGGUUUUGUCCCAGACCAGCAAUACUACCACAAAGGUGUCUACCACAAGCCCUGGUAAUCAACAGCAUAUAUCUGCCAAUCCCGAGAGUCUGCUUCCCAGCAGUCAGACUAAAUCAACUCUAGUGUUUCAUGUGCCUAUUGCUAAAUCUCAAAGCCCAGUGAGUCAACCUGAAAAUACGAAGACCUCAAAAAAAGACAGUCCUUUAUUAAUUCAAGCUUCUACUGAUUACUGUCUUGUGACCAGUCCAGAGCCUAACAAUGCUGCUGCAUCUGUGAUCUCUACAUCUAAAUCUGUAUCACCCAUCAUACAUUCCCUUUCAUCUCCUAAACCUUUUUCUCUUAACACCACACCUCCUAUCUCUACCGUACCAGUGCCCAAGACCUCAAGUGAACUUAAGCUACCUGAAUCAGUCACUGUUACCACAAGACCACUUUCCAUUAUGAAGCCUGAGGCUCCAGCUUUGGAGCCUUCUCUAGAUGAUGCUUUGGAUAAUCUCCUCACAAUGAACUUCAGCAAGCCUGAGGCUGAGUCACAAAAUGGGGCCACAUUAGUUUGUAAUAUGAAUUCAGCAGAGCACACAAAAGUGUUUGAUGGGACACUUGUUUCAGUGGACCGGAGAAUGGUGCAGCUGGACAUGCACACAGAGAGUGAGGCGGGAGAUGGGCUUGUUGAGAGCCAGUCUGAGUUUCGGAGUGAACUUCUGGACUGGGCCGAUAUGGAACUCAAACUGUCAUAUGAUGGAGCCGAUGGCUCCAUGACUCCCAUGACUGAGGCUAGUUGGAUGGAUGACUCCCUUACCCCUUCCUCCUGCCCUGGAACACCAGAUGCCCAGAUGGACCUGCCCACAUUACAUCCCUUCAACACCAUGGAUAGGAUUUCAGCAUCUGGACAUAUCAAGUCUGUUAUCAGACGUACAAAGGAGACACCCAACGUCCAUCCCAUGUAUCGGGAUGGCAUCAUUCGCAGGAAGAUGGGCCCUGUAAUUUACCACAAAUGCAACUCUCAAGAUCGUCUCAUAGAAGAGCUUCAAGGCAAGCUGGGAAUUGCUCGCAAGGAACGCCCCAAGAAACAACCAGAUGAUUGGCUGACCGAGGGUGUUAUUGUCAUGUCAAAUCCUAAACGCUUGCGAGACAACCACAACAGGGAGGUGGAUAAGAUUAUUAUACCCCCUGAGUCUCCUAUUCCACAAAGAAAGGUGAUAUCAACUCCCCAGGCCAGCUCCCCAGCCCCCCGCCUCCCACACCCAACCGUGGAUCCAAAGCCCAGGCCCACAGUAAAAGCUGUACCAGUUCCACCUCCCCCUCCUCCCACCCAGUCUCCACCUGUUCCUGCCCCCUCUCAAAUUCCUAGGGAAUCCACACCUCCUCCCCAACUCCCUGUAGAAUGUGAUCCUCCUCAAGUCCAAAAAAAUCCCCCUACUCCUGGCCCAGUAGAACCUCCUUCACUCCUGACAAACCCUGCUUCAAUGACACCUUCAUCUCAGUCACUCUCGCCUGCCCCUGUUGUCCAUCCCAAAGUGCUGGUGUCUGUGGGCUGUCAGACGGAACAUGAUAUCUUCUUCUCUCCAAUGCAGAUCAUGGCUCAGGGAAAGGGUCCAAAUACACAGGUCAAUAAACUAGACAACAUGCUGGGUAGCCUGCAGUCUGACUUGCAUAAACUGGGUGUAAAGACUGUGGCCAAAGGAGUGUGUGGAGCUUGCUGUAAACCUAUUGUUGGCCAGGUAGUAACUGCCAUGGGCCGCACAUGGCACCCGGAGCAUUUUGUGUGCUCUCACUGCCAGGAGGAGAUUGGUUCUAGAAACUUCUUUGAGCGUGAUGGACAGCCAUAUUGUGAGAGGGACUACCAUCAUCUCUUCUCUCCUCGCUGCUACUACUGCAAUGGUCCCAUUCUGGAUAAAGUAGUGACUGCUCUGGAUAGGACAUGGCAUCCAGAACACUUCUUCUGCGCUCAGUGUGGGGCCUUCUUUGGACCUGAGGGUUUCCAUGAGAAAGAUGGCAAAGCAUACUGCCGUAAAGAUUACUUUGACCUGUUUGCCCCCAAGUGUGGUGGCUGUGCCCGUGCCAUCCUGGAAAAUUAUAUAUCUGCCCUGAACAGCCUCUGGCACCCCGAGUGCUUUGUUUGUAGGGAGUGUUUUACCCCUUUUGUGAAUGGCAGUUUCUUUGAGCAUGAUGGGCAGCCAUACUGUGAGGUUCACUACCAUGAACGACGUGGCUCUCUUUGUUCUGGCUGCCAGAAGCCCAUAACUGGCCGGUGCAUCACAGCCAUGGGAAAGAAGUUCCACCCUGAGCAUUUUGUCUGUGCCUUCUGCCUCAAGCAGCUCAACAAAGGCACCUUCAAGGAGCAGAAUGACAAGCCGUACUGCCAUGGUUGUUUCAUCAAACUCUUCAGUUAGGCACUGUCUGAGUAUGUUGUAUAUGCAGCAAAAGAGUGUUUUGAAGAUGCGUAUCAAGAUUAAUUUGGGGGGGGGGGGUAUUGUGUGCACAUAUCUGCUCACUGGUUGAGUGUGAACAAAUUUGUUUUAGGAAUGUGGCUUUGCAUCAAGUUUGAAUCAGUUGACCUGUGAAAUUAUUUUCACUAUGAAACAAUGCUUUGUGGUGCCACAGUGGCAAAAUGUGGUCACUGUAAUAUUUGGAUGUAUGGUCAACAGUUUGUCCAACGUAUUUAGCAUUUGCAAGAAGCGAUUUAUAUUACUGAGCUCAGUGCCUUGUUUUCUAUCAGAAAUUGAGUAUAUCAAUUGUGCCAAAAAUAAUAUUGUAGCACCUAAUAUGUACAUUUCUUUGGAGAAUGAUGUUCUUGGUGUGCCAACAAUUACCAGCCUAUAACAAGCCAGCCAUGAUCACCUACAUAUAUUAAAUAAGAGUUGUGUGUUGAUAAAUGUUGUGGAUUUCAUAGUCACUCAAGUAAACUCCUGUAGAAAUUGAAUUAUCCUACUCUUUUUAUAAGCCAGGGUUUUUCUUCAAGGGAAAUCAUUAAAUACAUCUCAAAAAUACUUUGCUGUAUUUUGGAAACUUGUCCUAAUUUUUUUUUACUUUUUCCAUUUAAAUAAUCUCUAAAACCAUUUCUUCAAGCAAAUCAUGGGUGGUUAAGUAAAAUAGCUGUGAUAAUGUAGUGUAAAUUCUAUCACUUUUAACACAGUAUAUGAUUGGCUUAAGGAUAAGAAUGUCACUCUUUCUAUCUCAGAGACAAUUCUGGGCAAUGUUAACUGCUGUAUUGCGUUAUGGCCUUAUGUUCCUUUUUUUGUGUGUGUGUGUGAAAGUCUCAAGUGUCACUGAGACAUUUAAAAGAAUGGGCUACGAGGGAUGAAAUGUGAAACAUUAGACAUAUAAUAACAGUUUUAUAAUUCCUCCCAAAAUAAAAGUGGGUAUUAUAUUUUUCAGAAGUAUAAAAGUAAUUGCUUGCCAAAAAAAGUGUAUUUUAAAGGUCAGAAUGCAUGUAUGAAAUUACCAGCAGCUAAAAAUAUUUUAUCUGUAUACAUUAUCCUCUAAUACAUAUUUUCAUCACUGGUCUGAGGUUGCACUUCAAAAAUUGCCUUUUCCUUACAUAAUAUAUAUUAAAAAAUAAUUGUAAUUGAUAUGCUGUGAUAAUUCAGAGAUCUUUCCUGUCUCAUUCUUCUUGUACUUCUGAGAGCUAGGUGCUAAUAUUGAUAGUUCAUAUGCCUCAGAUCCUAUUUAUGACACUGGUUUUAAUUGUUUUCCCUUUUUGUUUUAGCAUGUGAUUUUUCUUUCAGAAAGUGGGCUUAAUAGUUCCCUCUUUGUUUAUAUUGUUAGUUUAUUUUAGUGGGCCUUCAUAUACUGUCUCUCAGUUACCAAAUGUGAAACUGCAGGUAUAUAUUAUAUUCAAUAACUGCCAUUUUUUUCUGAGUAAUAUCUGGCUAAAUACAUAGUUACCAAUAAAGUGCUUUGAUGUCAUGCA
Messenger RNA from Tachysurus fulvidraco (yellow catfish), 5211 nucleotides. It is a transcript of the gene pxnb, whose product is annotated as paxillin b. The transcript is spliced from 14 exons. Gene Ontology annotation, molecular function: actin binding; muscle alpha-actinin binding. NCBI's taxonomy places the organism in Eukaryota, Metazoa, Chordata, Actinopteri, Siluriformes, Bagridae. Gene Ontology annotation, biological process: muscle structure development; transforming growth factor beta receptor signaling pathway; actin cytoskeleton organization. Bases 194 to 3691 code for a protein of 1165 amino acids. The record is from RefSeq and is a predicted model, not a curated record. Gene Ontology annotation, cellular component: Z disc; filamentous actin; stress fiber.